AUGAAUUUCUUAUUAUCAAUUUUAUAUGCGGCUUGCACGGUAUCCGCCGCUGCUUUACCAGCAACCACCACUUCCUCAGUUGAUCUUUUCCCAACCAACAUCGGUUUCCUCGGGGUUACUGCUACUUCCGAGGCCCCAUUCUUGGCACAAACUGACCGUGCUGCCAUCACUUAUGGUACCCCAACUUCUUCCUACACCCUCCCUCAACCAAUCGAAACCGCUAUCCAAGCCAAGGACUCUGCUCCUGGUGAUCGUAACAUCUUCGAAUUGAUGGGUACCAUUUCUCCAUACUAUGUCGGAGAAGGCUGGGGUAUUUAUGAUUACGGUAUGCCAGAACAAUGUUCCAUCAAACAAGUGCAUGUUUUGGCCAGACACGGUUCUCGUUACCCAACCCACAAAAUGUCUACUGGUACCCUUCUUUCCGACCACAACUACACCGCCACUGGUGAACUUGAAUUCCUUAACGGUUACGAAUACGUCCAAGGGGUCAAUGUCCUCACCAAGCUCGGUAACCAGCAAUUGUUCGAUAAAGGUGUGAGAACUUUCUUCCGUUAUGGUGAUCUUUACCAAUCCUGGGGUGCCAACAACACCACUCCUCACAAGAUGGUUGCCCGUACCACUUCUCAAGAACGUAUCACCGCCACUGCUGAAUACUUCCUUGCCGGGUUCUUCGGUCUCGACUGGCAAAACUACGCUGAUUUGGAAAUCAUUAUCGAAUCCAAUGGUUACAACAACACCAUGGCAUCCGACAGUUGUCCAAUCUCCAACAACCUCACCGCUUCUGACCCUGACACCACCAAGUUCAAGAAGCAAUAUCUUGCCAACGCCGUGGAAAGAUUCAAUGCUAACCUCACUGGUUUGACCUUGACUACCGACAUUGUCUUUGACAUGCAACAACUUUGUACUUAUGAAGUCAACAACAACGGGUUCUCUCCAUUCUGUUCCCUUUUCACCCAACAAGAAUGGGAAGAUUACGAAUACUUGUUCUCUUGGAACUGGUACAACGACAACAUGUUUGGUUCUCCUGUUGGUCGUGCUCUUGGUGUUGGUUGGGUUGAAGAAUUCAAGCAACGUUUGCUCGGAUCCAACGAAUUUGACUGGUCCACUCUUGCUUCCCAAAACACCACCUUGGACGCCAACCCUACUUACUUCCCAACUAACCAAUCUCUUUACUUUGACUUCUCCCACGAUUCUGACAUUUCCAACAUCUUUACAGCUUUGGGUAUGAACCAAUUCAAAUCUAACUUCACCAUCGAUGGUAAGUUGGGUUCCAAAGAACAACCAUUGGAUGCUUCCACCGUGGUUCCAUUCGCCUCUCAAACUUAUUUCGAAGUCAUUGAAUGUUCCGCUGCUAUUCCAGCUAACAGAUCCAUCAUCUCCGAAUACGAUGUUAAUACCACCGAAACUACCAAGUACAUCCACAUGAUCCUUAACGACCAUACCAUCAACUUGUCAGAAAACUUCCCAGACUUCUGUGAACCAAGAGAUGACGGAUGGUGUGAAUUCUCCAAAUUCAUGGACCAUUUGGACACUUUGUACGAGCUUUCCGACUUUGAUAACGCUUGUUACACCGGUGAUUAUGACCUCAAUGCUUUUGUCACUGACGGUCACCCAUGA
Messenger RNA from Saccharomycopsis crataegensis, 1617 nucleotides. Its product is annotated as histidine phosphatase family protein. Bases 1 to 1617 code for a protein of 538 amino acids. NCBI's taxonomy places the organism in Eukaryota, Fungi, Ascomycota, Saccharomycetes, Ascoideales, Saccharomycopsidaceae. The record is from RefSeq and is a predicted model, not a curated record. The transcript has a single exon. Gene Ontology annotation, molecular function: acid phosphatase activity.